This is a messenger RNA of Homo sapiens (human), 4217 nucleotides long. It is a transcript of the gene WDR5B, whose product is annotated as WD repeat domain 5B. NCBI's taxonomy places the organism in Eukaryota, Metazoa, Chordata, Mammalia, Primates, Hominidae. The record is from RefSeq and is marked reviewed. The transcript has a single exon. Gene Ontology annotation, cellular component: nucleus. Bases 535 to 1527 code for a protein of 330 amino acids.
AGUGCACACCUGCUGGUACGAGCAAAAGUAGCCGACAGGCCAGAGUUUCCAGUUUCGGUGGCUUCGUAGGCUUUUAGCUUCUGAAAUCCGCUAAAAGCGGCGGUUCAUUCAUCUUCAAGUACCUAGCCUGACUGGUAGGGCUGCUCAGCAUUCCGAAACAUUUCGACCUGGGGAGGGGGGCGGCGGUGAAAGAAUACUUUCUGUAGAGAGUGCCCCUCGCGUCGCCCCUGCUUUGAAGGCUUUAUGUAUUAACGGAAUGCCGAACAUUUGUGUCCUACUUGCUGACAGCGCACAGGAUCCUUCUAACAGUAUUUCUCAAGUACUUAACAAAAAGAUGAAAACUUGAAGUCCAAGCCGUGCUGCUGAUUCCGUCUCACAGUUUAAAGACUGUCCAGAAACUUUAAGCUUUCAAAACUGUACAUUUUAAAAUCCUGUGCGUUUAUCUUCAUUUUGCUGGGCAGAAAGCCAAAGUACUGGACUGCCUGGUUCAGGGCUGAACGCCUAGUACACCUGCUAACUUGGAGCUUCAGAGCCAUGGCAACCAAGGAGUCAAGAGACGCCAAAGCACAGUUGGCCCUCUCCUCAUCGGCCAAUCAGAGCAAGGAAGUGCCUGAAAACCCAAACUAUGCUCUCAAAUGUACUCUUGUGGGACACACGGAAGCAGUGUCAUCAGUUAAGUUUAGUCCUAAUGGAGAAUGGCUAGCAAGUUCUUCUGCUGAUAGGCUAAUCAUAAUUUGGGGAGCAUAUGAUGGAAAAUAUGAGAAAACACUCUAUGGUCAUAAUUUGGAAAUAUCGGAUGUUGCCUGGUCAUCAGAUUCCAGUCGUCUUGUUUCUGCCUCAGAUGAUAAAACUCUAAAAUUAUGGGAUGUGAGAUCUGGAAAAUGUUUGAAAACACUGAAGGGGCACAGUAAUUAUGUCUUUUGUUGUAACUUCAAUCCGCCAUCCAACCUUAUAAUCUCGGGAUCUUUUGAUGAGACUGUAAAAAUAUGGGAGGUGAAAACAGGAAAGUGUCUCAAGACUUUGUCUGCUCAUUCUGACCCAGUUUCUGCUGUUCAUUUUAAUUGUAGUGGGUCCUUGAUAGUGUCAGGUAGCUAUGAUGGCCUCUGUAGAAUCUGGGAUGCUGCAUCAGGUCAGUGUUUAAAAACGCUCGUUGAUGACGAUAACCCUCCUGUCUCUUUUGUAAAAUUUUCUCCAAAUGGUAAAUACAUUCUCACUGCAACUUUGGACAACACUCUUAAACUAUGGGAUUAUAGCAGAGGCAGGUGCCUGAAAACAUACACUGGUCAUAAGAAUGAGAAAUAUUGCAUAUUUGCCAAUUUUUCAGUUACUGGUGGAAAGUGGAUUGUGUCUGGUUCCGAGGAUAACCUGGUUUACAUUUGGAACCUUCAGACUAAAGAGAUUGUGCAGAAAUUACAAGGCCAUACAGAUGUUGUGAUCUCAGCAGCUUGUCAUCCUACAGAAAACCUCAUCGCAUCAGCAGCAUUAGAAAAUGACAAAACAAUUAAACUGUGGAUGAGUAACCACUAAUCCCUUUGAAAAUCAAGUAGUAGAGCCAAGUUGGCCAAAAAACUUGGAUAUUUAAAAAGACGGUUUCUUUUAAUUUUGGCAGUUUGGUAUUUUAAAAAUUGUCUAUUGUUAAAUUUUGAGAUUCAUACACUACAUUUACAAAAUGAGAUAGUUGAAAAAGCACAUCUAGAAUUCAGCUUCUGACUACCAAUCUUUUUUGAGCAACUUUUUGUAAUUUUUAUGGAUUUAUGUCACUUUUAUUACAGGGAUAUAUUGCAUAGUGGUGAAAUCUGGGCUUAGUAUACCCUCACCCAAAUAGUAUACAUUGUACCUAGUAAAUACUUUCCCAUCUCUCACCCCACUCCCACCUUUGAAGGCUCUAGUGUCUAUGAUUCUGCUCUCCACGUCCAGGUGUACACAUUGUUUAUCUCCCACUUACGAGAACAUGUGGUUUUUGACUUUCUGUAUCAUUACUUCACUUAAUGGCCUCCAGGUCCAUCCAUGUUGUUGCAAAAGAUAAGAUUUCAUUAUUUUUUUUUGGCUGAGUAGUAUUCUGUGGUGUGUAUGUGUGUGUGUGUAUGCAUAUAUGUGUAUGUGUAUGUAUAUAAGUAUAUACACCACAUUAUCCAGUCAUCUGGAUAUGUAUAUAAGUAUAUACACCACAUUUUCUUUAUCCAGUCAUCUCUUGAUGGACCCUUAGGUUGGUUCCAUAACUUUGCUAUUACGAAUAGUGCUGCGAUAAACAGCACUAUUAUGAAUAGUGCUGCGAUAAACAGUGCAGGUGAUUUUAAAAUAUAAUUUCCUUUGGGUAGAUACCUACUAGUGGGAUUGCUGGAUCGAAUGGUAGUUUUUAGUUGGAAAAUCUCCAUACUGUUUUCCAGAGGUUGUAAAAUGUACAUUCCUCCCCACAGUGUAUAAGCUGUGCCUUUACUCUGCAUCUUUGCCAUGAUUCUUUUUGAGACAGAGUCUCUGGUGCCCAGGCUGGAGUGCAGUGGCACAAUCUUGGCUCACUGCAACCUCUGCCUCCCGGGUUCAAGCAGUUCUCAUGUCUCAACAUCCCAGGUAGCUAGGAUUACAGGCGUGCCACCAUGCCUGGCUAAUGUUUCUAUUUUUAGUAGAGACAGGGUUUCACCAUGUUCGAGGCUGGUCUUGAACUCCUGGCCUCAAGUGAUCCACCUGCCUCGGCCUCCCAAAGUGCUGGGAUUACAGGCAUGAGCCACUGUACCCAGCCAUUUUUUGACUUUUUAAUAAUAGCCAUUCUAACUGGUUUAAGAGAGUAUCUCAUUGUGGUUAUAUUUUGUAUUCCUCUGAUGAUUAGUGAUGUUGAGCAUUUUUUUGUGUGUGUUUGUUGGCCACUUGUAUGUCUUCUUUGAAAACUGACUUCUAAUCUUGAGGCCUAUUAAUAAUUUCAUUUGUCUGUCACUGGACAAUUUCUCAUUCCUCUCAGUGACUAUCCUAGAGGAUCAGUGUAUUUGAGAAAUAUUUAGAAGUAAAGUUGACAGGACAGGAUGAUUGAUUAAAAGAGGGGAGCAAGGGAAUUUGAAAUAAUUCCAGGGUUUCUGGUUUGGGAGAUCAGAUGAACAAGUGCAUAAGCCUGGGAUGCUGGUGGAGGACUGGAGAGACAUGGCAGAUGCUACCUGCACACUUUUGGUAAUAUUCUGUGUGAUGGGAUAUGAAAUGGUCCAUAGAAAAAAACCGGAAAAAUACGCCAAGGUUAGGUUCAUUCUAAGAGUCUAAAAAUUUCAAAAACCAAAACAACAUUAUAAAUGGUGUUUCUCAAGGACCUUUCACUACCUUUUUAGAUUGUGCUUGUGAUUUUCAGGCAAGCUAAAUGUCUGAUGAAGACUGCUCUUCUUUUGUUCUGUGUCUGACCUACUAAUUCCUGCCCAUGCUUCAAACUCAGUUCAGAAAUCACUGAAGGAACCAUCCACUGCCGGCCUGCCUGCAACCACAGCUGACAGCUGAGUUAGUUAGGUUUUCCUGUCCCUAUUAUUUACCAGUUUGUACUGAAAUGCUUUCAUGGGCUGUGCUUCCAGAUUAUGAGUUCUGUGGAAUCAGGAAGUAUGUCUCUGUAUUCUUGUAUUCUUUGGCUUUUUUGUGUAGUAAAGGGACUCAAGUAAUGUUUGACAGUGAAGGAUACAACUUCAUUCCUUGCCUGCUUUGAUAAAUUUUAGUAAUAAAUUCCCAAAACUAUCAUGUUGAUUAAAAAUAAAAAGUAACCGUAACCUCACACAUUAACUUUAUUCAAACAAACAGCACUUACAGGAAAUGUAAAGUAGAAAAAGAUUUCUGCCCACUUUACCUACGGAGACAUGAUAAACACGCAAAAAAAACCUAGAAAUUAAGCAAAAAAUAGCACAAUAAUUUAACUGAAAGCAACAAGGGCAAAACUGUCUCCUUUUGUAGUUUGUGGUACCUUAUAGUAGUGCUCAUUCAGUUUCGUUUGCUUGAUAAAUCUGAGGACUAUGAGAUAUCAGAGUUACUAGUAGGGUAGGAGUGCUGUAAGGGUACUGGGAGAAGUAGGAUUAGUUAGGGGCAGAUCUUGAAUUCUGGCCAAGAAACUGAUAUUUAACCCAUAAAGAGAUAGUCACUAUAUGUUAUCAAAUAGGAGAAUAACACAAAUGAGAAAUGACUGUUAAUUCCUGAUGCAUAAUAACAGUUGUGAGCUUUAGUUUAAUGUAAUAUUUGUAAUAAAAACGUUUGGCCAGGCA